AAGCCUAGUUCCCCCACCUAAAAGGUACAUAAAUGGCUUGCAACUUGCAACUGGCUGUGGUUUCUUGUCCCACCCCAAAAUGUACUUCCGUAUUCACACGAUCGGUCUGAGACAAGUAUCUGCUUUUCUUUCUUUUUGCUCACUGUUGUGUUCCUCCUCUUUGAAAUGCAGUCCCAGUUCUACACCACUCUGCUGCUGACCUUUGCCAUCCAGCUGGACUAUUUCAUACUGCACGCCGAUGCUGAAGACCUAAAGAAACCAGAGAUUGGUGUGCAGAACAGUGGUGGGGAGGUGGACCUGGCCUGUCACACAAUGCUGAAACACCUCCCAUCUGGCACUAAUGUCACCUGUAACCUGUACAUUGGAGACUCAUCUCAGCCAUUCAGAAGCACAUGGACAAAACACAAAGAUAAAGUUUGUAUCUUUAUUGUGAAACGGGAUGACCUGAAGCAGGGUCUGCAGUCUGUGGGGACUACAGAAGUUAGCUGCGAUUACUCUGUCCCCACAGACCCCCGCUCUCCUUCCUCACGCAGUGACAAAAGAAAAAUAGAAGGACUCUCUCCAGGGACAUCAACCUUUUCUGAAGCAGGUAAACUGCCCACGGUAGAGUUUCAAUUGAGUCCUGCAGUAAUUUCCAUAGAGGAAUCAGUGAACCUGAGGUGCAGGAGACCUGACUCUGCCCCUGCGUCCCACUGCACUUUCAUCAUUAAUCAGAGAGGACCGAUCAGUGGCUCAGACUGUAAUCGCUCAGUCACUGGAGCUGAGCUGCUCAGUGGGAGUCACAGCGCACGCAAUGAGAUCAUCAUGAGAUGUUUUUACAGUCUGGAGGAAGGAGGGAAACCUGCUCGUCAUAGUGACCCCUCCACAGUGACUGUGCUGGAUCUGAGGAAGCCCAAUAUCUCGGUCUCCACAGAACACACUGAGACACACAUUUGCUGUGAAGCACCACCUGACAUCACUGGGGCUAUUUUCUUCCUGUACUACAACAGGAGUAACACAGAUACAAACAGCACCCAGGCUGGAACAGAAGAGCGAGCUGUCAGUUUCACUGUCCCCCGCAGCUCUGACUCCACUCUGACAUACUGCUGUCGCUAUCAGUUUAAGGGCAUCAACUCUAAACUGAGUUACUGUGCUGAAGCUAAGAACAAGGACCAGAGUGGAAGAACAAAGGACCAAAAGUCAGCCAGGUUACUGUGGCGACACAUCCUCAGUGCUCUGGUAGUCUUGGCUGCUAUUGGAAUACUCAUAGAAUACUUCAUCUCCCACACACCAACCACAGUAGAGCACUUUACAGGAGGAGAACAUACUGUACAUUUUUACCAUGUUCAGCUACAGAUGCUGCAGGCAGGAAGAGGAGAGGGAAUGAGAACACUGGGCAGUUUGUGGAGACAUUGUGCUGAGACAUGAGAGAGAUUAGCCUGUUUACCUCUACAAAUAUACAGUAUGCAUACACAAUAAAUAAAAAUAUACAUAAAACCACACAAAUACAGAACAUGUAUAUUUCUUAACAAACAUAGCAUACAUACAUAGUCACAAAAUGGCAUACUGUUUUAACUUAAAAUAAAGAGUAAAUAUUUACUACUGUAGUCUGUAUUUCUGCGAUGUCAUUUCUAACUUGUUUUCAUCCAUUUAAGAAUGUAUGCUCUCAAUUUCAUAUUUAUUACAAGUACUGUUGUGAACUACCCAAGUUGGUUUGUUUAAAAUAAUAUUGUUCUUAUUUUGUUCUUUUGUCCAUUAUUUUUGUUUCUUGCAUCGCAUAAAUUGAAAAAAAGACUAAGCUCGUCAUAAAAAAUACACACAAUAUUUGUUGGAAAAAGGGCUGCAAGUUUACUCAUUUAUUUAUUUAAUCUUGUGCGUCAAAUCAGAACUCUGUGCUCUUUUGCAGUGAAGACACAGAUAAUCAAAUUGGGAAUGCAAGGGAUUGUUUAGCAAGUCAGAUGUAGGGGAUCAAUUGGUUGCCAGAGAACCAGUUUUUGGGGGAUUUGAGCAGGACUCCAGGGUUAUCAUGUCUACUCUUUUCAGUCUGGAUGGUGACUUAUUGUUUCAUCUAAAGGAUGGUAACCUCACCCAACACCAUGAACCAUUGAAUUUAUAUUAGGUCCCCACAGGACUACCAACACCUUUCCAGCAGACAUUUCCAUUUCCCUGGAGGCCUGCAUGCAAGCCCUAAGUAAACCCACAACUGCUUAGCUUCAGCAGUUUGGCAUGGGAAGGGUACAGGCUCAUAUGACUGCUGGCAAACAUAUGGUAUAUAAUGACUGAUUUCGACAUAAAGAAAAGGCAUUAGCAGCAGUGAUUUAAGCAUCAAAAUAAUAGUGUGCCAUUAUUUUUUUACAUUUUAAUAUGCUGGUGCUCUAAUCCAGAGCAAUGUAAAAUAAACACACACCCACACAUACAUUAACACAUUCAGUGAUGAACGCCAACAGGCACAAACUAUGACUAGCCAAACUGUACUCAUGUGAAGCAUGACAAGGUUCAAGUGCUAAAGCUCAUCAACAACAAAUAAUCCACCUGAUGAAUUCUUGCAGUUUAGAUGUGUUAGCUAGCUGUCUUGCUAUCCUCUGAGGCUACGAGCUGAAAUUUUUCC
Anguilla rostrata (American eel) is the source of this 2587-nucleotide messenger RNA. RefSeq lists its product as uncharacterized. The transcript has 9 exons. The record is from RefSeq and is a predicted model, not a curated record. NCBI's taxonomy places the organism in Eukaryota, Metazoa, Chordata, Actinopteri, Anguilliformes, Anguillidae. The coding region runs from base 166 to 1407 and encodes 413 amino acids.